Molecule: messenger RNA, 1664 nt
Organism: Oryza sativa Japonica Group (Japanese rice)
Lineage: Eukaryota; Viridiplantae; Streptophyta; Magnoliopsida; Poales; Poaceae
Product: plant cysteine oxidase 2
Molecular function (GO): oxidoreductase activity, acting on single donors with incorporation of molecular oxygen, incorporation of two atoms of oxygen
Source: RefSeq, a predicted model, not a curated record
AGUAGACAGUAGACAGUAGAGAGAGAGGGUCGCGUUGCGUUGCGUGGCGUCCUCUUCCCUCCAGUCCCCGCCCCCGGUUUUGCCUUCCUCCCCUCCUGCCUGGGUUUGGUUUGGUUUGGCUUUGCUUCUUCCUCGCGCGGCGCCUCCCAUCCGCAUGGAUGAUGCCUUCUCCUUCUCCUUCUCCUUCUCCUUCUCCUUCUUGAUAUUUCCAUUUCCUCCCCAUUGUUCCCUCCUUCUGCCUCCUCCCUCCUCAAAUCUACACCUAUCCCCACCACCGCCCUAGCUUCUUCUCCUCUCCCGCAGCCGCCCGCAAGAUCGAUCUGUCACUCAUGCCCGUGCAGCUGGGAGGAGGGGGCAAGGUGGCGGAACCCAAGGACCUCGCCGCCACCGACAAGGACCGCCCCUCCUCCAAGAAGAACCGCCGCCGCCAAAAGAAGCCCGCAACUUCCGCCGCCAUCUCCCCGCCGGUCGCCGCCAUGCAGACCCUCUUCGACACCAGCAGGGAGGUCUUCCAGGAUUCUUUGCCGGGAUUCGUGCCGCCGCCCCAAGCCGUCGCCCGACUCGCCGCCCUACUCAAUGAUUUGAAACCACAUGAUGUUGGAAUUGAGCCGAGUAUGUCGUGUUUCAAGAAUGCCGAUUCUAAAGGGCCUCCUCGGGUGACUUAUCUACAUUUUUACGAUUGCCCCAAGUUUUCGUUUGGUAUCUUCUGUUUACCGAAGUCAGCUGUCAUUCCCCUCCACAAUCAUCCUGGGAUGACAGUAUUCUGCAAGAUACUGUUUGGCUCCAUGCACCUCAAGUCCUAUGACUGGGCUAAAAGUGCCCCAGAUAAUGAUAAUAAUGCACUUGAGACCUCAGAUGGAGCUCGUUUAGCAAAGGUAAAUACAGAUGCGGUUUUUGAUGCUUCAUCGGAGACCACAGUUCUAUACCCUGAAAAUGGAGGGAAUUUGCACUGUUUUACUGCAAGGACAGCUUGUGCUGUGCUUGACGUGAUGGGACCCCCGUACAACCGCGCGGAUGGAAGGGAUUGCUCAUAUUACGACGAAUCCCCAUACUUGAGUUCAUCUGGUGGAGAUGCACGGUACUCGUGGCUCAAAGAAAAUCAUAGUACGUUCGAGAUGAAAGGUGUACAGAUGCCACAAAGGUUUAUCGUUUAGAAAUGACAUACAGCAUCAUUUUGUGGCAACACCUGCAACCAUUUCCGCCGAAGAAUGGUCCUCCUCUAGCUUGCUGUAGAUACCUGUAACUGCAAAGACAGGCAGAUGGUACAAGGGAAGAUGUGGCCACUAAGCUCAGACUAGCAAACUCUUGAGUGACACAGACGUUACAUUUGUUUGGCUUCUUAUUUUGGUCAGGGUUGAAACAAUCUCUUGUGAUUUUCAGAUAACUCUGUUCCUCAUAUGUUAUCCUCGUCUGGCAGUGCAAAAUUGGGAUUGGGUGAUACAGUGAACAAGUGUUUUGUUUUUGGGCCAUGAUCAUCUUUUUUUGUUUCCCUGUAGAACUGUAUGCAGGCGUUUUUUGAAAGUGAUCAUGUACCGAAUUCAGAGUGUGGUUUGCUUGGUUUGUUGAACAGGGAAGCUAUUCCUUUUUGCCUCUUACUGUAGUAGACAAGAGGCAUAUACAUACAUAACAUAGCCUUUGUUUCUUGAGCAAAGAAAUUUGUGUCA